Rhipicephalus microplus (southern cattle tick) is the source of this 344-nucleotide messenger RNA. RefSeq names its product glycine-rich protein DC7.1-like. The record is from RefSeq and is a predicted model, not a curated record. Lineage: Eukaryota; Metazoa; Arthropoda; Arachnida; Ixodida; Ixodidae.
UCUGAAGGUUCAAGCCCAAUCAACUAACGACUUCCCGAUGAAGUCUUCGUUGUUCGUCUUUUUCGGGGUUCUUGUGGUCACCUCUCUCGUUUUGUGCCAAGACGAAGAAACGGCUGCAGCGGACCUCCAGGUCGAGCUGAACGACGCUCCUUCGAUGUCACGGGUUCGGCGUGGUGGUGGUGGCGGCGGCGGUGGUGGUGGCAAGGGAAAAGGCAAAGGCGGCGAGAAGUCUAAAGGAAAAGGUGGCGCAGGAGGAGGUGGCCAUAGCGAUUGAUUAUCGACAUCAGGUUAAACCCGGAGCAGAUGCCUAACGAUAAUCUAUAUGCAAUAAAAUUGGGUUCACC